AUGUCAUCUACAAUGAGAAAGGAAGUCGUAAAAAAAGAUGUCAUCCUCAAUGUGAGAGGAAAUCACCAGGGUUUUUCUUUACUUCAUUCACUCAUUUCACAUAAUUUUAUUUUUGCAUUUCCCAGCGAAAAAUUCGCGGGCGUGGAGUAUUUUCUAAGUGAAAUCUCUCUCUCUCUCUCUCUCUUUCUCUCUCGUUCUAUCUAUCUCCAUCACCCUCUCUCUCAUCCCCUCCCCCCUCUCUCUCUUCCAUCGUUGUCCACCUCGUCGAGCAUAUUGCGAAGCGAGGCUUCGGCUUCCAAGCGGCGUGCUUCUUCAGGACUUAACGCCGCCUCGCUUUCCGUCUCGACUGGUUCUGCAGAAUUCUCCAUUUCAGAAUCCUACAUAGAUUAUCUAUCUAUCUAUCUAUCUAUCUAUCUAUCUAUCUAUCUAUCUUUUAACCUGUUCAUUUCUUUCUUUCUCACUGGCGUCAUAUCUGUCUACCUAUCUCUGUCUCUGUCUGUCUGUCUGUCUGUCUGUCUGUCUGUCUCUCUCUCUCUCUCUCUCUCUCUCUCUCUCUCUCUAUAUAUAUAUAUAUAUAUAUAUAUAUAUAUAUAUCACCCGGUUCAUUUCUUUCUUCCUCGAUGUUCAUAUCUAUCUAUCUAUCUAUCUAUCUAUCUAUCUAUCUAUCUAUCUAUCUAUGUCUCUCCCUCACUAAUAUUAUCUAUCUAUCUAUCUAUCUAUCUAUCUAUCUAUCUAUCUAUCUGA
This is a messenger RNA of Acanthosepion pharaonis, 744 nucleotides long. The record is from the annotation of a GenBank genome assembly. Lineage: Eukaryota; Metazoa; Mollusca; Cephalopoda; Sepiida; Sepiidae.